This is a messenger RNA of Pongo pygmaeus (Bornean orangutan), 4308 nucleotides long. It is a transcript of the gene CEP76, whose product is annotated as centrosomal protein 76. Bases 247 to 2226 code for a protein of 659 amino acids. NCBI's taxonomy places the organism in Eukaryota, Metazoa, Chordata, Mammalia, Primates, Hominidae. The transcript is spliced from 12 exons. Gene Ontology annotation, biological process: regulation of centriole replication. The record is from RefSeq and is a predicted model, not a curated record. Gene Ontology annotation, cellular component: centriole.
CUGUUUGUCCGCCACUGUUUGAAAACAGUUGGCGCCGGCGCCGCCGCCGCCGCCGCCGCCGCCGGGGCCUCAGUUCCAGGUCAGCCCCCGGCCUGACGCGGCGUUGCGUCCCCCGGGAGCUGCGCUAGGCGAACGGCUGCGGCGCUUUGUGCUCCAGUCGUUCCUAACGCUCCCUGGCCCGGCCGGGGCCGCGCAGUUAGGGCGUCUGAGGCGGGGAGAAGCGGCGGGGAGACGCCGGCUGCCAGCAUGUCGCUGCCUCCGGAGAAAGCCUCCGAGCUGAAGCAGCUCAUCCACCAGCAGCUGAGCAAGAUGGAUGUCCAUGGCAGAAUAAGAGAAAUCCUUGCUGAGACUAUACGGGAAGAAUUGGCACCUGAUCAACAACAUUUAUCAACAGAAGAUUUGAUCAAAGCCCUUAGACGUCGAGGAAUCAUUGACGAUGUGAUGAAAGAACUUAAUUUUGUUACUGACAGUGUUGAGCAAGAACUCCCUUCCUCUCCAAAACAACCUAUUUGUUUUGAUAGACAAUCAACAUUAAAAAAAACUAAUAUUGAUCCAACACGGAGGUAUCUUUACCUUCAGGUUUUGGGUGGAAAAGCUUUCUUGGAACAUCUGCAAGAACCUGAGCCUUUACCUGGACAAGUUUGUUCAACGUUUACUUUAUGUUUACAUUAUCGAAACCAACGUUUUCGUUCUAAACCUGUUCCAUGUGCCUGUGAACCAGAUUUUCAUGAUGGCUUUUUACUUGAAGUACACAGAGAAAGCUUGGGUGAUGGAACUAGAAUGGCUGAUUCAACAACAAUGUUAUCAAUAAGUGAUCCAAUUCAUAUGGUGCUAAUCAAAACAGACAUAUUUGGUGAGACGACUUUAGUAGCAUCGUAUUUUCUGGAAUGGCGAUCAGUUUUGGGCUCAGAAAAUGGAGUGACCAGUCUGACUGUGGAACUUAUGGGUGUAGGCACAGAAUCAAAAGUUUCUGUGGGAAUUUUAAAUAUAAAACUUGAAAUGUAUCCACCACUCAAUCAAACGUUAUCUCAAGAAGUAGUGAACACACAGCUUGCUUUGGAACGUCAGAAAACUGCAGAGAAAGAGCGAUUAUUUCUUGUAUAUGCUAAGCAGUGGUGGAGAGAAUAUUUGCAAAUUCGACCCUCACACAACUCACGACUGGUUAAGAUUUUUGCACAGGAUGAAAAUGGGGUAAAUAGACCAGUCUGUUCCUAUGUUAAACCACUUCGAGCUGGACGGCUUCUUGAUACUCCAAGGCAAGCAGCAAGAUUUGUUAAUGUCCUUGGUUAUGAACGAGCCCCUGUUAUUGGAGGAGGAGGUAAACAGGAGCAGUGGUGCACUCUGCUGGCCUUUCUCUGUAGAAACAAGGGUGACUGUGAAGAUCACGCUAACCUUCUGUGCAGCCUUCUUCUUGGAUAUGGAUUAGAAGCCUUUGUUUGUGUUGGGACCAAGGCAAAAGGAGUACCUCAUGCAUGGGUUAUGACUUGUGGAACUGAUGGGACCAUCACUUUUUGGGAGAGUUUAACAGGACACAGGUACAUCCAUAAACCUACCAAUCCUGAUGAACCUCCAGUUGCUGAACAGCCCAAACCACUGUACCCAUAUCGAACAAUUGGUUGUGUUUUCAACCAUCAAAUGUUCCUGGGAAAUUGUCAGCCCUCUGAUGCAGUAGAAACCUGUGUAUUUGAUUUGAAUGAUGAAUCUAAAUGGAAACCCAUGAGUGAGGAAGCAAUUAAAUCUGUAUGUGCUCCUGGAGCUACAACAUCCCUUCCUCCCUUUCCACCUCUGUGUGCAUCCACAAUUGACGCAUCAGUAACAAGUAAUGAAAUUGAAAUGCAGCUGAGGCUCCUGGUGUCAGAACACAGGAAGGAUCUUGGCCUCACUACUGUUUGGGAAGACCAGCUCUCCUACCUUUUAUCACCAGCUUUGGCUUCUUAUGAAUUUGAGCGUACAACAAGUAUAUCAGCAGGCAAUGAAGAAUUUCAAGAUGCCAUAAGAAGGGCUGUACCUGAUGGUCACACAUUUAAAGGGUUUCCAAUACAUUUUGUGUAUAGAAAUGCAAGACGUGCAUUUGCCACAUGUCUUCGAUCUCCUUUCUGUGAAGAAAUAAUCUGUUGCCGUGGAGACCAAGUGCGACUGGCAGUUCGUGUCCGAGUGUUUACUUACCCUGAAUCUGCAUGUGCUGUUUGGAUCAUGUUUGCUUGUAAAUAUCGCUCGGUAUUAUAGGGCCAAUAUUUAUAUAAGAAUUAUACCUGUGUUUAAUUGGAAUUUUACACAUUGUACAUUACUUAGCUAUUUAGAGGUUUGUUAUUUUAAAAUCACAAUCUGGCUUGAAUGGCAUAUUUCAAUUUUGUAUAUACUUGACUGGUAAUGUUUAAAAAAAAUCAUGCGUUCCUUUAAAAAUUAAGGCUGAAAAACUUGUAUAAAUCUCCCUGGAAUUUAGUAUAAAUUAAGUGUAUAUUCUAUUUUAAUAAAUGCUACUUUGUUUACAGUUAUCAGUAGUUUAAAUAUUAAUAUAAAAUGCAUUCAGUUUUCUUUACACAAACAGGUAAUCAAAGAGAUGUUUGUCUUAGGGUUUGAGCCCUAGAAAAAUCAAUAUGAUCAUUACUUUUCACAGGUUAAUGGAAUUAUUUUAUACAGAUUAGGAGAAAUUAACCUCAUGACAGAUUUAUUUAUUGCAUUGGUGAAAAUAAAUGUUGAUGAAUUAUCACUUUUAUGGUUUAUUCGUGGCCCUUGGGAUGUUUGAGACUGUCCAGAAAUUUAUGGUUGGACCUUGAAGCAAGAGUAGGAAAAAACUAAUACCAGAAAAGCAUAAAUAUUAAUAACCUCAUAUGAAAGUACAUGAAUCAUUUAGAAAUAUUUAUCACUGUGAUUUGUUGUAAAAAUGAAUUGGCUAUUUUAGAAAAAAUUUAUUAUACCUCUUUGUUAUGAUACUGAUAAAUUGUGAUCUUGCGGUCGAUCACUGAUUUUCUGUGGUCAGAUGAUUCAUUACUAGCCUCUUCAUGGAUUCUAUCUUCUGAAACCCUUUUUUCUUUCUUUUCAUCGUGAUAAUAAAAUCAGCAUAUAUGUGACUACUCUAAAUGAGGGAUUGAUUGUGUGAGACCACUGAAAACAAGCAUAUGUGAGUGAUUCCAUACUGAUUUUUGUUUUAAAAUUGAGCACGUUUUAAAAGUUUUUUAAGGCCCGGCGCAGUGGUUUACACCUGUAAUCCCAGCACUUUGGGAGGCCGAGGUGGGUGGAUCACUUGAGGUCAGGAGUUCGUGACCAGCCUGGGCAACAUGGUGAAACCCUGUCUCUACUAAAAAUACAAAAAUUAGGCCGGGUGCGGUGGCUCACACCUGUAAUCCCAGCUACUCAGGAGGCUGAGGCAGGAGAAUCGCUUGAACCUAGGAGGCAGAGGUUGUAGUGAGGUGAGAUCGCGCCACUGCACUCCAGCAUGGGAGGCAGAGCGAGACUGCAUCUCAAAAAAAAAAAAAGGGCCGGGCAUGGUGGCUCACACCUGUAAUCCCAGCACUUUGGGAGGCUGAUGUGGGUGAAUCACGAGGUCAGGGGUUCAAGACCAGCCUGGCCAACAUAGUGAAACCCCGUCUCUACUAAAAAUACAAAAAUUAGCUGGGCAUGGUGGCAUGUGCCUGUAGUCCAGCUACUCAGGAGACUGAGGCAGGAGAAUCGCUUGAACCUGGGAGGUGGAGGUUGUGAUGAGCCAAGAUCAUGCCACUGUACUCCAGCGUGGGCAACAGAGCAAUACUCUAUCUCAAAAAAAAAGUUUUUUAAAAGUUAAUUUUAAGUAGCUAGGCAUGGUGUCACACACCCAUAAUCCAAGCUACUAGGGAGUCUGAGGUGGAAGGAUCGCUUGAGUCCACAGAGGUUGUGGUGAGCUAAGAUCGCAUCACUGUAUUCCAGCCUGGGUGACAGAGCAAGACUCUGUCUCAAAAAAAAGAAAAAAAGUGUGAAACUUGAUUCCUCAAUUUAUUUUAAAAUUUUAUAUAUUUAAAAAAAGUGUGAAGUGAACAAAAGUAAACAUUAAAAAGAGUAGCAAUUCAACUUUUUGCAAGAAGCUGCAUAAUACAUGAUAUGAGGGGUUUGAUUGCCCAUUUAGCACUUCUGUGCAUAGUUCUUUUCAUUUUUUUUAAGUUUUUUAUUUUUUCAAAGAAUCUUUGUUCACUCUGAUGUGUGUAAUUCUUAAUUUAGUUGCUUUAUCCAUUGGUCUUAAGAAAGGAACUCUAUACCAGUUGGCUAUCCAAGUUAUUAAUUCUUUUAAUCACUUUAAUUCACCCCUACAAAUAAAAUGAUUUUGUUUUUCGAAAA